UCCAGUGCCACCCUAAGUGUAUGAGAUUCAUGAUUCAUCUCUCUGUUUUCACGGAUUGUCCUUAGAGCGCAUCUCUCUCUCUUUGUUUUUGCUUUUCUUCAAUAUGGAAAGAUUUCAGUCUUCCAUGCGCAAACGGCUGUACAGCUUGCCGCAAAACAUUGGGCAAAAAGCCUCUGUGACUGACGAAGGAGACAGCAGCGACAAGGACACUAAGAGGAAAAGUAUUCGCCUAAAACAUUUGCCCUCUCCGUCUCCUGCAAGCAGUCGCAAAAGCAAUGAGGAGGCCAAGAGCUUAGACUUGGAAAGGGACGUUACUGUGAAGACCAACUUGAACGGAGACUGUCGCUUAUUUAAAGGCAGCAUCUCUUCCAUCACCGGGCGACAUCCUCUCGGGUCAGAUCCGGCUGAGCAGCGGCGCCUCAUCCCGGAGGCAGAUGCCGGUGUCAGCGAGAGUUCCCCCGAUGAGGAUGGCCCUGGGGCCCAGCAAGGGGCCGUGGGCGGCCGGGGUGGCGCAACCGGGCGAGUAUCUGUGUAUGACCAGUCAACUUUCAUCAAGUUAGAGGGCUCUGAGCAAAUAAUACCUGAAGAUGACAGGCUAUACCAAGCCGGCUUCAUGCACCGGCAGUUUGGAGCGAUGCUUCAGCCGGGAGUCAACAAGUUCUCCCUGCGGAUGUUGGGGAGUGAGAGGGCCGUGGAGCAUGAGAGGGAGCGAGUAAAGUCUGCAGGCUUCUGGAUAAUCCACCCUUACAGUGAUUUUAGGUUUUACUGGGAUCUGAUCAUGCUGCUGCUGAUGGUGGGCAACCUCAUCAUCAUCCCUGUGGGCAUCACCUUCUUCAAGGAUGAGCACACGCCGCCGUGGAUUGUUUUUAACGUGGUCUCUGACACCUUCUUCCUCAUGGACUUGGUCCUCAACUUCCGCACAGGCAUCGUCAAGGAGGACAACACGGAGAUCAUCCUGGACCCUCAGCAAAUCAAGAUCAAGUACCUGAAGAGCUGGUUCGUGGUGGAUUUCAUUUCCUCCAUACCUGUGGACUACAUCUUCCUCAUCGUGGAGACACGCAUCGACUCAGACUUUUACAAGACGGCCCGUGCCCUGAGGAUCGUCCGCUUCACCAAGAUCCUCAGCUUGCUGCGGCUGCUGCGCCUCUCCAGACUCAUUCGCUACAUCCACCAGUGGGAAGAGGUUUUCCAUAUGACCUAUGACCUGGCCAGCGCCAUGGUGCGCAUCAUGAACCUGAUUGGUAUGAUGCUGCUGCUGUGUCACUGGGAUGGCUGUCUGCAGUUCCUCGUUCCCAUGCUGCAGGAUUUCCCUGCUGAUUGCUGGGUCACCAGAAACAAGAUGGUUAAUGACACAUGGGGACAGCAGUACUCUUACGCCCUGUUCAAGGCCAUGAGUCACAUGCUGUGCAUUGGGUAUGGCCUGUACCCACCUAUAGGCAUGGCUGAUGUGUGGCUCACCAUCCUCAGCAUGAUUGUGGGUGCCACCUGCUUUGCCAUGUUUGUCGGGCAUGCAACUGCACUCAUUCAAUCCCUUGACUCAUCCCGGAGGCAGUACCAAGAAAAGUACAAACAGGUCGAGCAGUAUAUGUCCUUCCACAAGCUGCCCGCCGGCAUGCGCCAGAGGAUUCACGACUACUAUGAACAUCGCUAUCAGGGAAAGAUGUUUGACGAGGAGAGCAUCUUGGAGGAGCUGAAUGAACCGCUGCGAGAGGAAAUUAUCAACUUCAACUGUCGAAAACUGGUAGCUUCCAUGCCUCUGUUUGCCAACGCUGACCCCAACUUUGUGACCUCCAUGCUGACCAAACUGCGCUUCGAGGUCUUCCAGCCCGGGGAUUACAUCAUCAGGGAGGGUACCAUCGGCAAGAAGAUGUACUUCAUCCAGCAUGGGGUGGUCAGCGUCCUGACCAAGAGCAGCAAAGACACCAAGCUUUCUGAUGGCUCAUAUUUUGGAGAGAUUUGCCUGCUGACUCGGGGCAGAAGGACGGCCAGUGUGAGAGCAGAUAACUACUGUCGCCUGUACUCUCUGUCGGUGGACAACUUCAACGAGGUGCUGGAGGAGUAUCCCAUGAUGAGGAGGGCCUUUGAGACUGUGGCUCUCGACCGCCUUGACCGUAUUGGGAAGAGGAGUUCUGUUCUUCAACAUAAAGUCCAGCAUCACCAAAGUUCAGGCACACUUAACCUCCAAGAAAACGAGAUCAUCCAAAGAAUAGUACAGCAUGACCGUGACAUGGCCCAGUGCACCCAGCUGAUCCAGACCAGUGCUGCCCAGAGCCUAAAUCCUGCCCCUGCUCCCCCGUCACCCACCCCAGUCAUCUGGGCCCCCCUGGUCCAGGCUCCACUCCAGGCUGCUGCUGCCACCACCCCUCUGGCCCUGGCCUUGGCUCACCACUCUCAGCUUCCUCCCAUCCUCUUUCACCACCCUCUGGCAUCAGGGUCUGGCUCCCUCAAGGACCCAUCUGGCCAUCCAAAAAGAGUCCAUGUUGGAGCCGGCUUGCCCAGUGGCUGUGGUUCAGGACCCGGCUCCCCUGCCAGCUCCACCAAAUUCCGCUCCGGGAUUGAUACUCCUAUACUGGCCUCCCUCAGGACGCAGCAUCUGUCCACUGCUCCUAUGUCGCCCACGCUGCCUUCCCAGCCCACAAUCACCAGCAGCUUACAGCCCCUGGCCCCUCUGCCUCAGCCGCCACAUCAACCUCAACCUUUUCCGCCCCAGCCCGGCAUAGCCUCAAUCAUCCCCAUCAACCCUGCGUCCCUCUCCUCCACCUGCACUGCCCAGCUUCACCCUCAGCCCCACCGUGGUGCUAUGGCCACCCCACCCCAUAUAACAACUUCGCUCCAGCAGGGGGCAUCAGGGAGGCUAACAGGCAGAUUCCCAGCCCCCUCCACUCCCACAAUAAGCCCUCUGAUCUCCAGCUCAGUCGGUCCCAUACUAAGCCAGCUGCAGCAGACCUCUCACGCCAGCAUUCAGCAGAUGGGGUCCACUCAUGACAGAGUAGGCAGGACAGCCAGUGGUCUGAACCUCCCUCAGUUUUCAUUCUUCACCAGCACCCAACCCUCCAGUGGAUAUGCUCUGGAGCAGCCAGCAGCUGGAGGCAGAUUCGGGGCCUCAGCCUCACUGGUACAGCAUAGCCUGGCAGGCCUCCAGUCUGUUUUUCUGCCCCAGGUUGUCCCGGAGCACUCUGCCCUCGCCUCCCUGGCCCAGUACGGCUCCGGUGAGGCCUCGCCCUGCUGCACCCCUCCAGUCCCGAGUCCCAGCAUACAGAGCCCUGAGAGGGGAAGGACUGGGCAUCGCAGUGAGCUCCCCAGCAGUACGAGCUCUCAUAGUCCCAUAACUCCUCAGACAUCAUGCCCUGCCAGGGUGGCUUGUACCCUCAAAGAGAAGGCCGAGUCCUCGGUGGAUCUCUUUACCCAGGAAAUAAAGACUAUCUCAGGCUCUCAAAGCUCUAUACACCAGGAAAGGCCUUUGGCCAUUAGCUGCUCUUCAGAGGCAUCAGUAGGAGCACUCAGCCCCUUCUCUGCAUCCUUGGCUGUCAGUAAACCCUACAGCCCGAUCCCGGGUGAAGGCCCCCCAGUGAGUCGGACACAGUCAGGGCCCGAAUCUCAGAACCAGUCUCCCCGCCCAAGAUCCCCUGCUAAAAUGUUAGAGACAGAACACAAACAGUCCAAACUUCCCUCCAAUUUGUGAGGUUAAAACACACCCUCCUUUGAUGCCAGAACUAUGAGAACAUAACUUCCUCUUUGGCAUCGUUUUUAACCACUACUUUGAUCAUUUUUAACUAGGAGGGUGUGUUAUUUGAAUCAUAUUGGAGAUCAGUGGUUUCUUUUUUACUGAGAGUGAAUGGAUCAUGGGCAGAAAGGGACAGCGCUGGAUAUUUUUUUCUACAGGACAUUGCUACUUUGAAUAUAGUAAUAAAAUCCAAAACCUAUUGAUGAAAAUAUAUAUAUGACCUCAUGAAAAUAUCAAGCAUUGUAUGUAUUAUAUUAUAACCACACUCUGUGAUUUGUUAUUUAUCGGUAUUUGUUUAAAACCUCUUGUCCAGGCAUUUUUUGUGUAACCUCUUAGCUACACCCAUUUAGUUGGAAAAUUAUCAGCAACUCUUUCCAUUUUUGAAUGAAACCAAAAAUUGCUUUUCCUUUUUAUAUCCUGUCUGACAACUGAGUGUGUUGUGUGAAUGUAAGGUUACCCUGAAGAGAUCUGAGGAGAAACAGACUGUGCACUUUGCUUGUUUUGGAGAUCACCUACUGUAAGGGUUAGAUGAUGGUAUGUCUUCCAAGAUAGUGUUUCAGCAAUAUUGCACACCCACAUGGGUUUGAAAACACAAAUCAGUUCACAUUCAAAAACUGAAACUAUGAAUGUAAUGUAAUGUCAGUGUGUCAUUGGAGCAAGAUAUUCGCUUUAAAAAUGAAUCCUUGCAUUGGAGGUGAAUGUGUUGAACACAGAGUCUGUUUAACAAUGGUUAUUCUCACCAGACCAUUGGGAAGUAUAACUAGUUAGGUCUGUAAAAAGACCUGGCAGAGUGGUUGUUGACAGGGAGACAAUGCACACAUUUCCAUCCUGUCCCAACACAACUGCUCUGGCACGUGGAGAGCCGCACAACCGAUGCCAACUCAUUUCAGUGUGAGAAUAAUGAAGGAGCAGAAUAUACACCUGAGCCAAGGUUUGUGUGCCAUUAGCACUGUAUGCAAUAAUCUGUGUUUUUUAUGGGUAUACAAAGGUACUGUCAAUUGAAGCAUUAGUCCUUUUCAACAGGGAGAGUCAGUGAAUGAGAUGGUCUUUAGAUACAUAGAACAGAAUAUAAUUUAAGAUAGAUAUUAAUAAAGCAAAUGUGGAUAAUCAAACAUCCUAAAGCCAGCGAUGCACAAAGAUCGAUCUGAAUGUUUCUUGCACCAAUCAAAGGGCUAAAAGCGGUUACUUGGACGCGUCGUUAACGAGAAACCCGGAUGGGUCAUAUUGCUGCAUAUUUACCUCUUUCAUUGUACAUUAUUUGAUUGUAAAAUUUGACAUCCGUUGUUGAACAACUGCUGCUUGUGAUGCUAUGCCGAAUCAAUAAUUCUAUCACUGAUUGCUUUUUAAAAAAAAAAAAAAAAAAGAAAAGAAAAAAAAAGAAGUCAACAAACCAGACCUACAGAUAUCUUAAAUC
Myripristis murdjan (pinecone soldierfish) is the source of this 5138-nucleotide messenger RNA. Its product is annotated as potassium/sodium hyperpolarization-activated cyclic nucleotide-gated channel 3-like. Gene Ontology annotation, biological process: potassium ion transmembrane transport; regulation of membrane depolarization; sodium ion transmembrane transport. Lineage: Eukaryota; Metazoa; Chordata; Actinopteri; Holocentriformes; Holocentridae. Gene Ontology annotation, molecular function: voltage-gated potassium channel activity. Gene Ontology annotation, cellular component: axon; membrane; dendrite. The record is from RefSeq and is a predicted model, not a curated record. Bases 104 to 3682 code for a protein of 1192 amino acids. The transcript has 8 exons.